Octodon degus (degu) is the source of this 2739-nucleotide messenger RNA. RefSeq names its product vomeronasal type-2 receptor 116-like. The record is from RefSeq and is a predicted model, not a curated record. Lineage: Eukaryota; Metazoa; Chordata; Mammalia; Rodentia; Octodontidae. Gene Ontology annotation, molecular function: G protein-coupled receptor activity. The transcript is spliced from 9 exons. Gene Ontology annotation, cellular component: membrane. Gene Ontology annotation, biological process: G protein-coupled receptor signaling pathway.
AUGGUGGACAUAGCAGCCGAAGACCUCCUGUCCACACUGGUGAAUUUUGUCAAAGAAAACUAUAAGCUAAGAGAGGGGUUUUCGGACUUCCUGCCUUAUAAAGCAUUGCAGAAAUAUUAUAAUACCCCAGAUAUUUUUGGAUUGGUGUUGGCUUUUGCAGACUAUGACAAUGACAACCUUCCUUUCCGGGUGUGCAAUUUUGAUAAUGAAGUCUACUUUCACAACAGGAGCACCAACGUGCAGAAGGAUGGAGAUGUGGUGAUUGGGGGAUUGUUAUCCCUUUAUGUCUAUAUAUACAGCACUGGCUUCUUUGAUCUACAGCCUGUGAAGCACUUCUUAAUUUUGCCGCUUACAUCCAAAAACUACCAGCAUUUUCUGGCCUUCAUUUUUGCAAUAGAAGAGAUCAACAAAAAUCCUCAUCUUUUACCCAACAUGUCUCUGGGAUUUGAGUUUCAUAAUUUCGUUUACAGUCACUGGAGGAUGCUGGAGAAUUCCCUCGUUUUGCUCACAGGACAAGAAGAGAUCCCCAAUUAUUCUUGUAGGAGAAACAGCAAGGCAAUUGCAGUGUUAAUGGGAGCAUCAUGGGCAUCUGCUACUCAAAUUGGAAGCCUGCUGGGGCUCUACAAAUUUCCCCAGGUUUCCUUUGGCUCAUUUGAUCCAAUGCUGAGUGACAGUGUCCAGUUUCCUUCUCUCUAUCAAGUAACCCCAAAGGAUGCAUCUCUGACCAUUGGCAUGGUCUCCUUGAUGCUUCACUUCAACUGGAGCUGGGUAGGGCUGAUCAUCACAGAAGGGCAUAAAGGUCUUCAAUUUCUCUCAGACGUGAGAGCAGAGAUGGACAGAAAGAGUAUCUGUGCAGCAUUUGUAAAAAUUAUUCCAAAUCCUCUUGUGUCAUAUACCUCAAAUCUACUGCGUCUUGAGAUCCUGACAAGGGAAACAUCAAAUGUGAUUAUUAUUUAUUAUGAUGGUGGUGAUCUAAGUCAAGUAAACUAUAACAUAGGGCAACAUGUAGUGACAUGGAAAGUCUGGGUGACAAAUUCACAAUGGCAGGCUGAUGCUUCUGGGACCAAUUUCAUAAUUGACUCAUUCCAUGGAACGCUCAUAUUUUCAAAUCAUCAUGAAGAGAUUUCUGGUUUUAAAAAUUUUGUCCAGGCAGUGAACCCUUUCAAGUACCCAGAAGACUCUUACCUCACUAUGUAUUGGUACAAAAAUUUCCACUGUUCAUUCUCUGAUUUUGAUUUUGCAUUGAAGAACUGUACACCUAAUGCCUCUCUGGCAUGGCUGCCUAUGAGUCGUUUUGACCCAGCCAUGAGUGAUGCGAGUUACAAUAUAUACAAUGCUGUAUAUGCAGUGGCUCAUGCCCUCCAUGAGAUGCUUUUUCAACAUGCACAAACACCACUAGUGGAAAGUAAAAGAGUGAUGGAGUUUUCUGCCUGGCAGCUCUACCCCUUUCUGAAGAAUAUCCAGUUCAAUAAUCUUGCUGGAGACCAGGUGACCUUGAAUGAGGAAAUGAAGUUACAGGAAGACUAUGACAUUCUUUAUUAUUGGAAUUUUCCUGAAGGCCUUAGACUUAAGGUCAAUGUAGGAAUGUUUUCACCACAUGCUCCACUUGGUAUGCAGCUGUCUUUAUCUGCUGACAUCAUAAGGUAGGCCAUUGAUAUUACACAGUUAUGUAAAAUUCCCCACUCUAUAUGCAGUGAGAGUUGCAAUCCUGCAUUCAGGAAAUCUCCUCAAGAGGGAAAGGCUGCCUGUUGUUUUGAUUGCAACCCCUGUCUGGAGAAUGAGAUUGCCAAUGAGACAGAUAUGGAGCAGUGUGUGAAGUGUCCAGAUCAUCAAUAUGCUAGCAUUCAAAGAAAUCGCUGUCUUCAAAAAUCUGUGACUUCUCUGGCUUAUGAAGAUCCUCUGGGAAAAGCUCUGGCUGGCAUCGCCCUGAGUCUCACAGUCCUCACAACUGCUGUUCUUGGGCUGUUUGUGAAGCACCGAGACACUCCCAUCGUCAAGGCCAACAACAGAGCUCUCAGCUACACCCUGCUCAUCUCCCUCACCUGCUGUUUCCUCUGCUCCUUGCUCUUCAUUGGCCAUCCCAGCACAGCCACCUGCAUUCUGCAGCAGACCACGUUUGGAGUUGUGUUCACUGUGGCUGUUUCCACUGUCUUGGCCAAAACCAUUACUGUGGUGCUGGCCUUUAAAGUUACCGCUCCAGGCAGAAGGAUGAGGCAGUUGCUGGUGUCUGGGGCACCAAACUACAUCAUCCCCAUCUGUACCCUGAUCCAACUCACUCUCUGUGAAGUCUGGAUGGGGACAAAUCCACCCUAUAUUGACACAGAUGCUCACUCUGAGUAUGGCCACAUCAUCAUCGUGUGCAACAAGGGCUCCCUCACUGCCUUCUACUGUGUCCUGGGAUACCUGGGCUCCCUGGCCCUGGUGAGCUUCACUGUGGCUUUCCUGGCCAGGAACCUUCCUGACACCUUCAAUGAAUCCAAGUUCCUGACCUUCAGCAUGCUGGUGUUCUGCAGCGUGUGGGUCACCUUCCUGCCCAUGUACCACAGCAGCAAGGGGAAGGUCAUGGUGGCCAUGGAGGUCUUCUCCAUCUUGGCCUCCAGUGCAGGGCUGCUGGGCUGCAUCUUUGCCCCUAAGUGCUUCAUUAUUUUGUUAAGUCCAGAGAUGAAGUCUCUGCAUAGGUUCAGGAAUAAAACACGUUCUGUAGGAAAUAAACCUUCAGUGAAAAAUGUGUGUUUCUAA